CUAUAUUUAGGGCCUUUCGCACCACAAGAAAUCGAUAUACGUUUACAUUUUUCAUACAACAUAUUGAUAUGUUAUCAACAACCCUAUCAAUUUUCCAUCUCUAGAAAAAACUGACCAAACUAGAGCGAAAAUGGUGGCUGGAGGAGCCUCGGACACGGGCGGCGUGAAGCCCAUGGCCAUUGCGGGCCGCAUGGUGCGCGAGCGGGAGCGCCUCAUUGGAAUGACCCCAGAUGAACGGGCCUGGCGCAAACAAUGGCUCAAGGAUCAGGAGCUGCACCACGGACCGCGCAAGGUUGCCGCCCUGGAGCGGGAGCUUAACAAUCCCAUUAAACGCUUCUACCGCUUCCCUCUCGACAAGGUGUGCUCCAUCCUGACCCCGGCCCUGGGAUUCCAGCGAGCGUUCACAGUGCGAUACUGGACGGGAAAGGCUCUCAUCGCCCUCACCGGCAUCUACGCAGGCGCCUACUACUUCAAGUACAAUCAGAAUGAUUGGACCCGGAAGGGCGGCUGGCGUGUAAUUUCCUCCCGCAAAGCGUGUGUUCCCGGCGACGAGGGAUACCCCAAGGUGUCCGAUCGGUCCGCGCCAUCCGACUACGCUGCCCGUGGCUUCAAGGAAUCGCCUUUAUAAGCCUCCAAACUGGCUUAGUGAUUUUUCUUAAGUUUGAAACGUAAAUUUAUAAUACCAAAACAGAAAUCGCAAUAAACAUGGAAACGAAAACACAAAAA
Molecule: messenger RNA, 726 nt
Organism: Drosophila ananassae
Lineage: Eukaryota; Metazoa; Arthropoda; Insecta; Diptera; Drosophilidae
Gene: ND-B17
Exons: 4
Coding region: 131-628 (165 amino acids)
Biological process (GO): mitochondrial electron transport, NADH to ubiquinone
Source: RefSeq, a predicted model, not a curated record